Molecule: messenger RNA, 3169 nt
Organism: Theobroma umbraticum
Lineage: Eukaryota; Viridiplantae; Streptophyta; Magnoliopsida; Malvales; Malvaceae
Source: RefSeq, a predicted model, not a curated record
CUGUCGCCCCCGCUCGAGUCAGACCCUUUUUUUUGUCUCUGUGUACGUAAUUCAAAACUUAAACGUGUUUAUUAUUUACAACAAAUGCAGGAAAGGAUUCGCGAGCUUGGCGGUAACAAUGGAAGCCCAGCAGUACAGGCGAAGCCGACGGGUCCCGAAGCUAAGCGAACUCGAGCUUCUGAGAGGAAUGAGAGUUUGAUUGAGGUUAUCAGAGGAGAUGGGAAACAUAUCCCUGAAGCUGCCAGGAUUUGGGUUGAGUGGUACGAGGAGGAACCUAAAGCUUCAAUGUUGGAACUCUUGUCAACACUGUUUCAGGCAGGUGGAGCUAGGUGUAACCCCAAGGAAGAGUUUGUUGAUGAGGCUAAUGUUGGUGAUGUUGACGUUGCUCUGGUUGACCUUGGAGAAGUUGAAGGUUACCAAACUCCAAAAGGCAAGGUGUUUAAGAAGUUCAAGGAGAAUCUUGUUUCAUUCUGGGAUAAUUUGGUUGUUGAGUGCCAGCACGGGCCGCUUUUUGAUGCUGUUUUGUUUGACAAAUGCAUGGAUUACAUCAUAGCACUUUCAUGCACUCCUCCAAGAGCUUACUGUCAAGCCGCUCUGCUGAUGGAUCUCCAACUAGUCACGUCCUUAAUUUCUGAUGCAAAAACACUCGCUGAACAGCGAUACACAACUCAAAGACAGUUAAAUGCUAAAAAAUCCAAAAAAAACCAAGGGGAACAACUAAAUGACAGGUUAUUGAGAACUCAGGAAAGGAUUAAUCUGACAGUGCAGAUGGUCGAAAAUAUAUUCACAGGAGAGUUGUUUAAGCAUCGGUACCAAGACAUUGAUCCCAACAUUCGGAUGGUGUGCAUACAGUCACUUGGCAUUUGGAUUUGUUUGUACCCUGCAUUGUUCUUGCGCGAUGAAUACUUGCAGACAUAUUUGUGCAAUGCUUUUCCGUUGAAAACAGGUUCUGUGUCAUCUUUGCUACAUUGGCUUCUACCUGACGACAACUUGCAUCCCUUGUAUGAUGAUCUGCUUGUUGAUUAUAAGCCAGAAUUCAGGCAUGCUAUCGGGGAACUACUAUAUGAUCACUUGAUUGCUCAGAAAUUUAAUAGCUUCCAAUCUGGCCCGAAAGGAAAUGAUGGUCAGAUCCAUCUUGGCAGAAUGCGACAGAUACUAAGAAAACAUUCAACAAAUUCAAUUUUAAGUCUCUAUGUCCUAGAUGCUGUUUGGGAUUACAUGAAGGCCAUGAAGGACUGGAAGUGCAUCGGUCUGCUCUUGGAUGUGAAUCCAUUAGUUGAGCUAACCAAGGAGGAUGCUACAAACUUGAUUGGACUUCUUUCUGCAUCAGUUAGGAAAGCUGUUCUUAUUGACAAUCAAAAGCAAUGUAACAAUAAAGCUCAAAAGGAAAUAUUUGAGAACAACAGACGGGAUAUGACAAUUGCCAUGAUGAAGAAGUACCCAUCUUUUCUACUUAAAUUCUUGGCAGACAAGGAAAGAGUACUAUCGCUGCUUGAAAUCAUUGUGCAUAUGAGCCUUAAGUUUUAUUCUCUAAAGACACAGGAGGAGAAUUUCAAAGUUGUUGUGCAGCUCAUUAUAGAUGCAUUCUUUAAACAUGGUGAGAAGGAUGCACUGAGAUCAAGUCUGAAAGCUUUCCAGUUUUGUUGCACUGAAAGUCCAGGGGAGCUGCAAGAUUUUUCCCACAACAAAUUGAAGGAUCUUGAAGAUGAACUUACUAUUAAGCUUAAAUCUGCAAUGAAGGAAGUAAUGGAUGGUGAGGAUGAGUACCUUCUCGUAAAUUUGAAAAGGUUCUAUGAGCUUCAAUUGUCUAGGCCUCUGUUGAAUGAGAGCUUAUAUGAAGAUAUAAUCACAGGUCUUCAUAGCUUCAGAAACCUUGAUGAUGAGGUCACCAGUUUUCUGCUUCUGAAUAUUUACUUGCGAAUAGCAUGGUCCCUGAAUCUGAAUGCAAUUAAAAAUAGUGAAACUGUCACUGAGGCAUCCUUACCUUCUCAUCUAUCAAAACGUGAGACCUUGUUUGAGGAACUUGAAUACUUUCUCAACACCUAUCCUAAAGUUGGGGAAGACAAUAAAUCUGCAACUGUACUAGCUUGUAAAGUAAGCCUUUUUUGCUACUUGUGGUUUAUGUUUAGAAAGAGAGAAUUCUCUUCAACAAAGCUUGAAAUUUUAGGAUUUUGUCUGAGUACCCCUGUUCCUGAAAAGUUUUGGGGACUCUGUGAGCAGUUGUUCAAUAUUUCAAAUGAGACAGAAGAUGGAGAUGUGGAUAAAGAGUAUGUAGAGGAGACGAGAGAUGCUGCCAUGAUUGCUGCUGCAAAGUUGAUUGCUACAGAUACAGUCCCAAGGUCAUUUCUUUCUCCCAACGUUAUUUCUCAUUUUGUGAUGCAUGGAAGUAGCAUGGCGGAGAUCGUUAACAAUUUAAUCACAGUUCUGAAGAAAACCGACGAUGAUAUCUCUAGCAUCUUUCUAGAAGCAUUGAAAAGGGCCUACCAGCAUUUUAUGGAACUCUCCAAAAUUGACAAUGAAUCCUUAAGAUGCAAGUCUUUUCAAGAUUGCGAAGGCCUGGCUGUGCAGCCUGCUGGAACAUUUGAGGGUGCUGCUCACAACAAGCACAGAUCAGAUAUCUUAAAGACUGUGAAGGAAGGGAUUGAGUAUGCCUUUGAAGAUGCUUCAAAACAGUUGUCUUCUCUGGAGCCCGCUGUGUGUAAUUUUGUUUCGGAACUUCCUAUAUCUGAUGGUCUGGACAUAUGUCCAGAAACGGAUGGAGAAUGUCCAUACAGAUGAAGAUCCCGAUAGGUGGCACCCCUAUUAGACAUUUUACAAUGCCUUGACAGUGAGCAAAGAAUGAAGGUUUUCAAGGGACUUUACAGACCUUUGGUGGAAACAAGGGAUGAUGGCUACUCUAAAAUCUUGUCAUCCAAUCUGUCCUCAUGGUGAAGCAGUACCCUUGAAGACACCACAGACCAAUGUAAACCUUUGAGAGGAGAUUCCCUUGCUGCAUAAUCUACAGGGUAUAAAUAUGCUUUUUAUGACUUCUUAUAAUGUACUUUUUAUUAUCUCUGCUCAGAAUAAGUAAUGUGUUUUCUUGCACGUGGUGGAUUCUUUUCCUGCUAUGAGCCUUCUCUUGGUGAACUCGCAAGAUAUUUAGUUAUUUAUUUGUUGAGACGGGUUGAUA